GUUUAAUUUCGUCAUACCAUAUUCUAUUUCGUAGGAGGAUUAUCCGCGUCAAGCUCCAUUAUGGUUCAGCGAAUCUGACGAUGCUGUGAUUUGCUCUGCUUUGGAGCGUCUUUCAUCAGGGGGUGAUCAUCAGACUUGCUUACUCGCGCAGAUUCAUAAGCUUGUAUCUGAGUUAUGUCGUCAGUACAACGUUACUAUCCCCUCGGAACUUACUCGUUUGGCACCUCCGGACGAAGACGAUAUGAAGGAUGAGGGACAAGGAAGCGACAUGGAGUCAGAAGAUGAAGGGGAAGAAUUGGUGGAGAUUGCCGAAGUUGAUAUGACUGAGGAAGAGCCACAUGGUAGCACAGAUGACGAUGUUUCACCUGAGGGAAAGGAAAUGCUUGAAAAAAUCACGCGUUCUACUCGUCAG
Messenger RNA from Strongylus vulgaris, 412 nucleotides. Lineage: Eukaryota; Metazoa; Nematoda; Chromadorea; Rhabditida; Strongylidae. The record is from the annotation of a GenBank genome assembly.